Molecule: messenger RNA, 1995 nt
Organism: Nothobranchius furzeri (turquoise killifish)
Lineage: Eukaryota; Metazoa; Chordata; Actinopteri; Cyprinodontiformes; Nothobranchiidae
Gene: las1l
Product: LAS1 like ribosome biogenesis factor
Biological process (GO): maturation of LSU-rRNA; maturation of 5.8S rRNA
Cellular component (GO): Las1 complex; preribosome, large subunit precursor
Molecular function (GO): endonuclease activity
Source: RefSeq, a predicted model, not a curated record
UCCGAGAGUUUCCGGUCUUUGGUUGGAAGGUCUCGUGCUGCAGCGAUGAUCUUUGUUUAUUUGGUUUAGUUCUGUUGAAGCGGGGGUCACAGGGCGUCGGUUUCCGGUGUAACGGCUCUUUCUCUGCUACUCUUCAGCUCCUCCGCCAUUAAAAUGAAGAGAAGCGGUUCCGAGAAGAGGCGCCAUGUGGUGGCCUGGCUCAACAAAGCCGAGUGGGACCAGGUCCUGGAGCAUCUCUACUCCAAGGACGUGGCCCUGCAGCGGUUUGCGGUGCAGCGGAUCUCAGCCUGGAGGAGCAGGUAUGCCCACAGCUCGCCGGUGGCCGUGGACUGCACCGCGGACCUGGUCCGGUGUCAGGUUCUGGACCGGUCCGGACAGCUGACUGGAGACGAUCUGGUCCUGGUUUAUGGAGCGGCUUUGGUUCGGUUUGUUAAUCUGAUCACCGAGAGGCAGCAGGGCAGGACAGCCCGCCCUCUGAGGCGGCUGGCUGGGAACCUGAACAUCCCGCAGUGGGUGGUGGACCUCAGACACGACUUCACCCACAGGAAGCUGCCCACGCUGAAGUGGUGUCGAAAAGGGUGUAAGGUGGUUCUGGAGUGGCUCCAGCAGGAGUACUGGUCCAGGCAGCUGGGAGGCGUGCCGGAUGAGGGCUGGGACUCUCAGUCGGACGGAGAGGAUGAAGAAGCUGUCCAGAAACAAAAGGCGGAAGAACGGAUCUUCAGACAAAAGGAGAUUGAGGCCUACAAGACAGCUCGGGAGCUUCUGAUCUCCUAUGAGAAGGAGCGCUUCCAGAGUUGGGACGGACUUCAGCAGGACCAGGAGAAGAGCCUGUGGGAGACUCCUCUUGCAGACAUGAGUUGGUUGCUCGGGGAGAUCAAGCAGUUUGCUCUGGAGUCCAGUGAGCUGCUGGUCGACGUGCUGCUAGAAGAUGGAUUUCUGGUUCCGACAGCCGAGCAGCUGGAAACGUUGAGCUGUGAUCCCUCAGAGAGGUCCAGUCCCACAGAACCCAGAAUCCCUCAGCUCUUCCUGCGGUUCUGGCUGCCCCUACUGAAGAUGCUCAAUCACCCAUCAUUCAUCCACCUUUUUCUGGAGAAGCUGUUUGCGGAGCUGAAGCUGCUCAGCAGGGAGCAGAACCGUCACCGGGCCUUCUACAUUUCUGCUUGGACUUCAGAAGUCCUCCUCUGCAACAACAACAAGAACGAGUACCGCUUUGAAACUAAGGUGCAGAGGAAGUCCCGGAUGAAGGACAGGAUCUUUGUGCACCGUAUCCAGCUGCGGUGGCAGCAGCUGCUCGCAGCAUGCCUGGAUGCUCCGUGUGUCAGCACACCUCACCUGCUCCAGUUAGUCCUGGAUGACAUGGAGCAUCCCCUCCCUCUAGAAACCCGACAGAAGCUUCUCCAGCUCUGCUCCAUCUACACACAAACCACACACACAGAGUCCAGCUCCUCACAGGAUCUCACACAACAGCCUGUUUACACCCUGGAGAGUCUGACUGAGAAGCACAGCCAUCUGCGGCGGGCGGCGGCGAGCUCAGGCAGCAGCGAGUCCUCUCAUGACCUCAGGUGGGCCGACGCUCUGGCUGAAAAAGCAAAGAUGCUCAGAGGUUCUCCCUGGCAGGUGUGCACAGAUAAGGUCACAUGGAAAAACGUUCCCCUGGGAAAAGUCCCCGGACAGUCGGACGACCCGUCGUGUCUCAUGGCAGGAACGUAUUCGACGAUGACUGUGCUCGACCAGCCGGUGAAGCUGGAAAGCAGUGGGACUCAGAACAUCCCGGGAGCGUCGGCUCCUUCCAGAACAGCCGAGGGCCUCCUCUGGAGCCAGAGUGACGUGAGCAGACUCAAAUCUGAACUGAAGCUCUUCUGAGUCGUGUUAUCGUGCAGAAAUGUGCUGUAAGGAUGUCCACUUGUGUUUUUACACCAAACAAACUGCUGUUUUCUUAACAUGCAGAUGAAAGCAUGAAUGAAUAAAGUGGUUAUGGAUGAGAAGAACAUUUGA